AUCAGUCAAAAAAAUUAAAUACAGAAUAAAAAUUCUUUUAUUGAUUCUUAAAAGUUCUUUAAAAUUAAUUAUAUUAUUAAAUUUUCACAUUUUUAAAUUAAUUUAAAAUAAGUUGUGUUUAAAAAUGCAAUCAAAUUUCAUAUAAAUUUUAAUUACAAUGGGGUGGAUUCAAAAGUUUAUUUGCUGGCUAAUAUUAAUUAUAAAUGCGUGUAAUAAGAUAGAAUUUUCAAAUGCAUCGCGUAAUGAAGAUUUUCUCUCAACUUACAAUCAAGUGCUAGACAUCUUGAAGUUGUGUGUUCCGGACCGGCUCAACCCUCUCAUUGUAAGUAAUGAUUUGAUUGACUUAAUUUACCCACCGUCAUGGCAGGGCGAUGAUUAUUCGACUUCUAUUAUGAUUAUUGAUGACGAUUUUGAAACAAAUAAUAUUCAAUUGUACAAUCCGGCGUAUCCUACGUAUCUGUUAUCUGCUGAUUCAAUUGUGAAACCCCGAUCUUUGAUAAGCAACCUACAAUCUUCUUCAUGGUGGAACAUAAUUUCUCACUUUUUUGUAAUUGAAACUCGUGAAAAUUUAUGUAAAGAUUCUUCAAAAGUUCUCCAAUUGCUGUGGAAAGCAGAUUUACUCUCUUCAUUCUACAUAUGUAGCGAUUCGAACAACAAAACAAUGGUCUAUACCUUUAACCCCUUUACAAGACGGGCUCCGAAUUAUUGGGAAGAAGUUGACACGAUCGACAAACCGAAUGACAAAUGGACUCUCUAUAAGCAGCCUUUCAUAAACGACAAAAGCAUAUGUCAGAACCUGACAUUUGACAAAACUGAAUUUUUGGACGGGCACGAAGUUAAAGCAGGGGCAAUACCUGAAUUAAAUGAAACAUCCACUAUAAACAGAACCCGCGAUAUUGAAAGCUGUCGCACAGUUUUACCGUACAAUCAUUAUUUGUUUCUGAAAACUAUAUUUCCCGUGUUAAAUGUCACACCCAUAAUUACUUACACUUCGGCUGAUAAUCUAAACUUCCAAAAUGGUACACAUGAUAUCGGUUUAAAUACUCGGUAUAAGGGAGCUGAAUUCGAUAUAGUUGACUAUUCAGAAUUAUUUUAUGAGGAGGGAUAUAUGAUACUUACUCAAAAAAGAGGUAUGACACAAGUAUUUGAACAAGUUUCUAACUUUCUCGACCUGGAGACCACAUUAUUUAUUGUAUUUUUAUUAUUUAUUACUUUUAUUGCAAUUAUACGAAAUAAUAACCGACAGUACGGCCUAGGAUUACUAGACAUAUUGAGUUUGAUUUUGAGCAGAGGGAUCUUAGCGCCACUGAACAAACUUUAUAUACGCGUUAUUUUUAUCAUAGCAACAGUUGUUAUUUUUUUUGUGACCCCGGCAUUGCAAGGAUACUUUUUGAGUUUCAUAACGAAACCGGAAGUUAAAAAUGUUGAGACCCUACAAGACCUCGUUGACUUAAAAUAUAACAUUUACGCGCAUCCCAGUGUAGAACAAAUAUUGCGAGACAAAUUGGAAUGGAAAGACUCAUAUGACAAAUACUUGCACCUUCCCGAAAAUGUAAGGAAACACUGCUAUGAAAAAAUUUUAACUGACGAUUCAACCGCUUGUUUAGCUCUGUAUACUUUUCAACUGGAAAUGGCACGGAAACACAAAAACUUGCAUUUAUCAAAACAAUUUUUUGCUAAGAGUUCUAUGUCAUUCAAAAUGCGGAAGAAUUGGCCGCUGAAAAAUAAAUUUGAUAAAAUAGCUGCACAGUUACGAGAAUCCGGUUAUUUAGAUUAUUGGGAGAAACAGUCGUUUUAUUAUCAGUUGAAAAAAUUAAAGGCUAUUGAGGCGAAAAAAACGUCUGCGGAAAAUCUUCAGUUGGCUCUUCAAGAUUUUGAGUUUGGUUUUUUGGUUUUUUCAAUGGGUUUGAUUUUCUGGACAGUUGUUUUUGGAAUAGAAAAUUUGAUUAAGAGGGUAAUACAAAAACGGAGACGCGCAGUGAGACGUGAACCGCGAUUUAUUAAAUUACGACAGAGACUUCGGUACCGUGAUGGAAAAAUUUUUAUUAUCAAUGAAUAUUUGUAAUUUUUUUGAGGAUAUUUUGUUGCAUAUUCUAUCACACACUGUUUUGAUUGCGAGUUUUCCAAAAAAAUGAGUAGUAGGACCCGCGUGUUUUUAAAUUGAAUAAGACAAUGGUGAUAUUUUUUUGCACGUUUGAUAUCAAUGAAGUUUGAACUUUAAAUAAAAUUUGAAAAGUUAUUACUCAAAGUAUGAUGUUUGGAAAUUUGAUUAUUUGUUAUAUAUAUACUUUUAGUAGCGUGAAUUGAGUGUUGAAUUAAAAAACAGUAGAAAAAUACAAUUCCUAUUAAGGAAAUGUCAUAAAGUUUUAAUUAGGGAGGUAUUGACGUAGUAGUAGUCAACACGGAAAAAAAAUA
Molecule: messenger RNA, 2415 nt
Organism: Microplitis mediator
Lineage: Eukaryota; Metazoa; Arthropoda; Insecta; Hymenoptera; Braconidae
Exons: 3
Coding region: 158-2065 (635 amino acids)
Source: RefSeq, a predicted model, not a curated record